GGCGGCGCGGGCCGUGAGUGUGCGCUUUUGAGCGGCGGCGGCGGCGAGGCUCCCGCCGGCAUGAGCUACGACCGCGCCAUCACCGUCUUCUCGCCCGACGGUCACCUCUUCCAAGUGGAGUACGCGCAGGAGGCCGUCAAGAAGGGCUCGACGGCGGUUGGUGUUCGAGGAAGGGACAUUGUUGUUCUUGGUGUGGAAAAAAAAUCAGUGGCCAAACUACAAGAUGAAAGAACAGUGCGGAAGAUCUGUGCUCUGGAUGACAAUGUCUGCAUGGCCUUUGCAGGCCUCACUGCAGAUGCAAGGAUAGUCAUCAACAGGGCCCGGGUAGAGUGCCAGAGUCACCGGCUGACUGUGGAGGACCCAGUCACAGUGGAGUACAUCACCCGCUACAUCGCCAGUCUGAAGCAGCGUUACACACAGAGCAACGGGCGCAGACCAUUUGGCAUCUCUGCCCUUAUUGUGGGGUUUGACUUUGACGGCACUCCCAGGCUCUAUCAGACAGACCCCUCAGGCACAUACCAUGCAUGGAAGGCCAAUGCCAUAGGCCGGGGGGCCAAGUCAGUACGUGAGUUCCUGGAGAAGAACUAUACUGAUGAAGCCAUCGAGACAGAUGACCUGACCAUCAAGCUGGUGAUCAAGGCACUCUUGGAAGUGGUCCAGUCUGGUGGCAAAAACAUUGAACUUGCUGUCAUGAGGCGAGAUCAGCCCCUCAAGAUUCUAAAUCCUGAAGAAAUUGAGAAAUAUGUUGCUGAGAUUGAAAAAGAAAAAGAAGAAAAUGAAAAGAAGAAACAGAAGAAAGCAGCAUCAUGAUGAAAUAAGAUUGGAGCAGCUUUUAACGUCAAUCAUGAACCAGUUGUGGUGACAUGUAGGCCUUCCUUCCCAUCCUCUUGCCCAUCCCUGAGUGCCCAAUAAACAUCCCCAUUUUUUAUCCUU
Messenger RNA from Jaculus jaculus (lesser Egyptian jerboa), 933 nucleotides. It is a transcript of the gene Psma7, whose product is annotated as proteasome 20S subunit alpha 7. Gene Ontology annotation, cellular component: proteasome core complex, alpha-subunit complex; proteasome core complex; nucleus. The record is from RefSeq and is a predicted model, not a curated record. The coding region runs from base 61 to 810 and encodes 249 amino acids. Gene Ontology annotation, biological process: ubiquitin-dependent protein catabolic process. Lineage: Eukaryota; Metazoa; Chordata; Mammalia; Rodentia; Dipodidae. The transcript is spliced from 7 exons.